This is a messenger RNA of Psylliodes chrysocephalus, 1317 nucleotides long. The record is from the annotation of a GenBank genome assembly. NCBI's taxonomy places the organism in Eukaryota, Metazoa, Arthropoda, Insecta, Coleoptera, Chrysomelidae.
AUGAGUAGUGUUCAGCAGGGCCUUUCUAAAUUAAAAAAGAAACAUUUUCGUGUAAAACAUCAAAAAGUAAAAUUGUUCAGAGCCAAUGAGCCUUUUUUGUCUGUCUUUAUGUGGGGUAUCAACCAUACAAUUAAUGAACUUAUGCACGUUACUAUUCCAGUGAUGCUUUUGCCUGACGAUUUCAGGGCUUAUUCCAAGAUUAAAAUUGAUAAUCAUCUCUUUAACAAAGAAAAUAUGCCUUCCCAUUUCAAAGUAAAAGAGUAUUGCCCAAUGGUAUUUAGAAACAUAAGAGAAAGAUUUGGAAUUGAUGACCUGGAUUAUAAGGAAUCACUAACAAGGUCACAGCCAUUACCUGACGAUUCAUCGGGCAAAAGUGGUGCUAAAUUUUAUCUAAGCUAUGAUAAAAUAUUUAUAAUUAAAACGCUAACCUCAGAAGAAGUCGAAAGAAUGCAUUCAUUUUUGAAGCAUUAUCACCCUUACAUCGUAGAACGACACGGAAAAACCCUUCUACCGCAGUAUCUAGGUAUGUAUCGAUUGACUGUCGAUAAUGUAGAAACCUACAUAGUCGUAAGUAGAAAUGUUUUCUCGAAUCAUCUCAGCACACACAGGAAGUUCGAUUUGAAGGGAUCCACAGUGGACAGAGAGGCCUCGGAAAAGGAAAGAGAAAAAGAGCUACCGACUCUGAAGGAUAAUGAUUUUGUUAACGAACAAAUGAAGGUUACAAUAGGAGAAGAAGCAAAGUCAAAACUGAUGGAAACCCUUUCUGCAGACGUCGAUUUCCUAACCAAACUGCAUUUAAUGGACUACAGCCUACUGUUAGGCAUACAUGAAGUGGAAAGAGGAGAACAGGAAUUGCAACGUCAGCGCGAACUUGAAGCCGAAAAUCCUCAAGAAUCGGACGAGAGCGAGUCCGGUUCCGGUUUGGAAAACAGAACGAUGGGUAUCACGACGCCGCCCGAUUCACCGAACGCGUUCGGCCAUUAUCUACACCGCGAACACAGCCUCCAAUACGAAGGUUCUUUCAAACUGUACAAAGUAUAUCCGUACCUCAAACCCAAACGUAAACGUAUAAGGCUGUCAGGUGGCAUCAUUCCAGAAUUAGACAUUUACGCCAUUCCCAGUUCGGAAGCGGCGCCAGUCAAAGAAAUCUACUUUAUCGCCAUUAUCGAUGUGCUGACGCACUACGGGGUCAAGAAACAGGCUGCAAAAGCCGCCAAGACCGUCAAAUACGGUUCGAAUGUUGACGGAAUCAGUACCUGUGAUCCCGAGCAGUACGCUAGAAGAUUUAUCGAUUUCAUGUCGAAAGCCAUUGAGUAA